AAAUAAAUUUAGUUACGUAUUGCGCUAUGUACAUAUCUAGAUUAAAUUAUAUAUAAUUAUAUACAUAUAUUACCUGGUUAUAUACCUAAUCAAAUCUACCUCUGUAUAUUAUAUUGUAAAUAUUAUUAAAUAACAAUGUAAUGCACAAUUACACAGCCUCCAAGUGAUGAAGUAUAGUAAUACCAAUUAGAUAUCUACUACGAAUGAAAUAGUACUAUUAAAUUAAAUAAUAGGUACCUACUUCUGUGAAACAAUAGAUAUGUGUAACAAAGCAGCUAAAGUUGCUGAACUCUUUACUAAAACAAUUGCUACUACUAAAUGUUUUGAUCAAAACUUACGUAAGUUGAAGGUUGUAUGCUGCACAAAUGGAAAACUAGUAACAGAGUUUCAGGUAGGCCCUGAACAUUUGAAUCAAAGAGGAACUCUUCAUGGAGGUUUCAUAUCUCAUCUUGUUGAUGCUAUAUCUACCUAUGCAUUAACUACAAAUGAAAAAAUUGAAACAAGAGGUGUAUCAAUUGAUCUCAGUAUAAGUUACAUGAGUGCAGCCAAAGAGGGUGAUUAUGUUGAAGUUGAAGCGCUAACUAAAAAAUUAGGAAAGAAAAUUGCAUUCUUAGAAGUUGAAGUUAGAAACAAAAACAAUAAUGAAGUAUUGGCGACAGGCAGACACACCAAGUACAUUGGCAUUUAAUUAUUAAAUAUGCUGUAAUAACUAAAAAAUCAAUACUGAAGAAAUGAAAAUAGUAGUGAAAAUUAUUAAAUAUGUUAAUUUUUUAUGGACUUAAGUAAAUAACUAAAAAUCUUGAUAUAA
Messenger RNA from Leptidea sinapis, 808 nucleotides. RefSeq names its product acyl-coenzyme A thioesterase 13-like. Lineage: Eukaryota; Metazoa; Arthropoda; Insecta; Lepidoptera; Pieridae. Gene Ontology annotation, molecular function: fatty acyl-CoA hydrolase activity. The coding region runs from base 260 to 688 and encodes 142 amino acids. The record is from RefSeq and is a predicted model, not a curated record. The transcript has 3 exons.